AUUAGAUUAAGAAUGUUGUAUUUCCAGUCAAACAGCGUUCUGUCUGGAUUACCUGCUCUCACUACGCGCACACAAAUACAAUUGUCAUUCUUAUUCUCCCACAUACUACUACUCUUAACGGCAUUUGCGGUUUAAUAUUAACAUAGUAUCCAGGCUAAAUAAAGCCAUGAUUUUAAAGCCGCAAUCUUGACCACUACUAAAGUUUGGAUAAACUUUGGCGCACACUCAUGAUCUAUGUUUGGAAGAUCGCCGUCCAAUGGAGAUUUUUAGGUAAACGCUCCAAACAAUGUAUACCGAGGAAUAUGGAUUUUUUUAUGUCAUGAGUAUUCCGCCCUAUUUUUAAUCGGUUUCGCUUAAGCUAUCUAGGGCAUUUUUUUAUGAUUUAGCAGGAUUUAUUUUGUCCUGUCUCUACAGUGGGUGAAAAAGAUUGACAUUCCCUCAGAUAUGCAGGGACUGAGUGUUAAAUGUAAAUUUAGCCUUACUUUUACCCUGUUCUUAUCGGUCAUUUGCGUUUUCAUUUUCUGUGAAUAUUUGAUAUAUUACCCUGCAAUUUUGCGUUGUUCUUGGCCGGAGUUGAAAGGGGACAGGGAGGUGGGAGUCUCCCCGCUCCACGCUUUGUUUCUUUCGGAUACCCACCUUCUUGGUGCAAUUAAGGGACACUGGUUCGAUAAACUACGAAGGGAAUGGCAGAUGGAGAGGGCUUUCCAGACAGCACUGGGGCUCCAAAAGCCAGAAGUAGUCUUUAUUUUGGGAGACAUCUUCGAUGAAGGGAAAUGGAGCUCUCCAAAGGACUGGGAGGACGAUGUGCGGCGCUUUAAGCAGAUCUUCCGGCACCCCCGAGAUAUGGAGCUAAUAGUUAUCAUUGGGAACCACGACAUUGGCUUCCAUCAUGAGAUGAACUGGUACAAGCUUGAACGCUUCGAGAGGGUCUUCAACGUCACAUCUGCCCGGAUCGUUACGAAAAAGGGAGUCAAUUUUGUGCUGGUGAACAGUAUGGCCCUGCAUGGAGACCGCUGCCCCAUCUGUGAGCAAGUGGAAAACGAGCUGUAUAGCCUCUCUCAGACCCUCAACUGCUCAAUGAAGAGCCAGUGGUCAGGGUCCAUGAGAAGAUACUGUCAGGAAGAAAUGCAGAAAUAUCCUCCAUCAUUGUCUAUCCUCCUACAGCACUUCCCUCUGUACCGUCCAAACGACGCAGAGUGCACGGGGCAAGACGCUGCCUCUCCUGACGAGCGCAACCAGGUGUUCCAUGAGCGCUACGACGUGCUAUCCCAGGAGGCAUCUCAAAGGUUACUUUGGUGGUUCCAGCCACGCCUUAUUCUGAGUGGCCACACCCACAGUGCCUGUGAGGUCGUCCACAACAACAAGCACCCAGAGAUCAGUGUUCCUUCGUUCAGUUGGCGCAAUCGGAACGACCCCAGCUUCAUCCUGGGCACCUUCUCCCCCACAGACUUCCAGUUGGCCAAGUGUUUCUUGCCUGAGGAGAGCAGCGUGGUGGCUAUCUACUGUGCCACAGCCAUGGUUCUCAUCUUGUUGCUCAUGGCCCACAUCCACUUCUCCAAAAACUCAAUGAUCCUGGCCACAAGCCUCCUGGGCAAACACAAGGGCCUGUGACUGUUAGUGUUUCCACUAAAUCAAAUGUUCCUUGGCUGGCGGCUAAAAAAAAGGCUGCUGCAGCAGGACCCAGAAUACCAAAUGCUGCGUUUAGAGGCCGUACCUGAAAUGUAUAAUUUCCCUGCUGUCAAAAUCAGCAAAAAACUAUUGCUUUUGGAACUUUUGUUAGUGUGCUGAACAGUGUAAACUAUAAAUGUUGGUCAUUAAUUUCUCCAGUUUCAAUUUUUGUUAAUUAUUUUAAGGAAGAUUCAGACAAGUCUAAAGAAAAAUGUUUAACAUCAUUGUUUUAGAAUCUCAAACGAAGUCUGUGACCAGGCACCUUUGAUUUCACCCUUUAGACCAAAAACACCUUGUGAUGGGUUGAUCUUUUUACAUUCAAACCUACAACACCUUGUAAAGGGCCUUGGCUGCUCUGUUACACCAUGUUAAUUUUAAAGUAUUGGCAACAUGAAUGUUUUAUUCACUGUGACUUUAUGGCAGAGUUAGUGAAGUUAUGGCAGAGCCAUCUUUGAGCCUUUAAUUGUAAACCUGGAUGAAAUCAGUGGAGGGAACUGUAUUUUUAGCCACUGUUAUUUAUGCAUAUACAAAGUGUACAUAAUAGGUCGUAUUUUCCUGCAUAUUCAGUUUAGACACGAACAAAAAAAACAAAGGUCUUCUGAUGC
Molecule: messenger RNA, 2273 nt
Organism: Esox lucius (northern pike)
Lineage: Eukaryota; Metazoa; Chordata; Actinopteri; Esociformes; Esocidae
Gene: mppe1
Product: metallophosphoesterase 1
Exons: 9
Coding region: 445-1611 (388 amino acids)
Biological process (GO): endoplasmic reticulum to Golgi vesicle-mediated transport; GPI anchor biosynthetic process
Cellular component (GO): endoplasmic reticulum-Golgi intermediate compartment
Molecular function (GO): phosphoric diester hydrolase activity
Source: RefSeq, a predicted model, not a curated record